GAAGAGGGAGCAGAGGGUGGAGCAGGUGAACGGGGCUCUGGACCGGGCGGCGGCGUCCAAGCGGUCGGGCUCGCCGGCGGGGGAGGCGGACCCGGGCGCGGUGCGACUGGACGGCGUCCCCGGCGGGGCGGGGCUCCGGAUGGCGGUGGCGCAGGUGCGCCUCCUGGAGAGGCGGACCAGCAGCCGGCCCGGCACGCCCACCUCCAGCGCCUCCACGGACACGCCCACGCCGUCGGAGCCCAACGAGGACGAGGACCUGCUGGACGAGGACGAGGCGCCCGGCUCGGAGCCCGAGAGCGCCCCCCCGCGCCUCAAGAGGCCCUUCCAGCUGCUCAUCGCCGCCGCCAUGGAGAGGAACCCCACCCAGUUCCAGCUGCCCAACGAGCUCACCUGCACCACCGCGCUGCCAGGCAGCAGUAAGCGUAAGAGGAGGGAGGAGAUGACGGGGAAGAACGUGAAGAGGCCGCAGCAUGAGCUGGAUCAUAACGGGCUGGUCCCCUUACCAGUGAAAGUGUGCUUCACCUGUGGCAGGAGCUGCAGAGUGGCCCCCCUGAUUCAGUGCGACUAUUGCCCCCUGCUCUUCCACAUGGACUGCCUGGACCCGCCUCUCACUGCCAUGCCGACAGGCAAGUGGAUGUGCCCCAACCACAUGGAGCAUGUUGUGCUGAGUCAGAAGAACAUGACCUUGAGCAACCGCUGCCAGCUGUUCGACCACUUCCAGGACCGCAUCUCCCAGCAUGCCGUGAAGGUGGACUUCCUGCGGCGGGUCCACCGGCAGAACCCGCCCAACCGCCGCGGCGCCCACCCGCACAGGAAGAGGACGCUGAAGGUCCCCGAGGCUAUCAAGGCCCAGUACAAGUGCCCCCCCCAAAUGCUGGCCCCCGCAGGGAUCCGUGACGGGGAACUGAUCUGCACGGGCGUUCCGGAGACCCCCCAAACCCCCCCCACGGAUACCCCCCACGCAGCCAGCGAGACGGAGCAGCAGGAGUGGCUCCGUGAUGUCAUCACGCUGCAGUGCAGCAUCAUGAGGCAUCUGUCCUGCCGGAGGGGCGUGGCCUCACACUGGGAGUCCGAGCCGCCCGAAAAGGCCGACGUGAAGCCGUGCGUGGCCCCCGCCGCCCCCCCCGCGGUGUGCAGUACCCACACCGACCCCCAGGGGGCGCCCGAGGAGCGGGCGGGGUGCGGCUCCUGCGCAGGCAGGCACUGCCAGGGCUGCCGAACCGCCAACGGGCCCACGGAGGAGACGGCCAGGGCCAACGGGCCCCUCCCCCGCGGCCCCUCCCCCGAAUCCGCCAAACCCUCCCCCGCGGCCCAGCACCGAGCGACCGCCCCCUCGGGCCCCGCCCGGCCCUGCUCGCCCGGCUCCGUCCCCGGGCCGCCCGUCAAUCACGUGGGCGGAGCCGCGAUCAAGACGGAGAACAGCUCCGCCUGCGGACAGAAGGGCCCCGCCUCCCCCUCCCCGGCCCCCGCCCAGAACGCGUGCGCCGUCGUCUCGGACCCGGGGCCGCCCCCCCAGGGCUCGGCGGGGGGCCAGGCGGCCGCGCUGACCAGCCGCAGCGUCUCCUCCCCCCCCGCCGCCACCCGGGCCCUCACCCCACCCCGAGCGCCCCAGGACGCCGCCGCGGCCAGGCUGGCCUCCCCCACGCCCCCGUCAGACGGCAAGGCCAGUCCGCACGCCGUGUCCCCCGCCACGGGAGGCCUGUUCAGCGGCGUGAAGGGCGUCGCGGAGGGAGACGGAGAGUUGGAGCUGUCUAAUCUGGAUGAGAGGUUAAUCAAACUCCUGGCCUGGCAGAGGAUCCAGCAGCUCCUUCCCCCCAAAGCCCGUCCCACCCAGACCGCCUGCUUGACUCCGCCCCAAACCGCCAGCACUACCGCCGCCUCCCCGGCACCGUCACCCCCGCUCAGCGAAGUGCAAAAGUCGGAGGUGCAGGCGAGAGCGGUGUUCUACCCGCUGACAGGAAGGGGCAGAGUCGUGAACAUGUGCUACAGGACCCUUUACAUCGGGACAGGAGCCGAUAUGGAUGUGUGCCUUACAAACUACGGUCAUUGCAAUUUUGUGUCGGGGAAGCACGCCUGCAUCUUCUAUGACGAGAACACGAAACAUUACGAGCUGCUAAACUACAGCGAGCACGGGACCACGGUGGACAACGUCCUGUACUCCUGCGACUUCUCCGAGAAGAGCUCGCCGGGCCCCGCCGGGGGGGUGGUGUCCAAAGUGCAGAGCAUCAUCCGGCGCUGCAAGCGGAGGAAACGGGAGGAGGACGGGGAGGAGGAAGAGGUCGGCGCGGAGGCGGGUCUGGGCCCGGGGGCGGGGGGCGGGGGCGUGAUGAGCCACCGCUCCCAGGGCGGGGCGCGGGCCGCCUGCGGCUGCAAGGCCAGCAGCUCCAGCCUGAUCGGGGGCAGCGGGGCGGGCUGGGAGGGCACGGCCCUGCUCCACCACGGCAGCUGCGUCAAGCUGGGCUGCCUGCAGUUCGUCUUCAGCGUGGCCGAGUUCGCCCGCAAGCAGCCCAAAGAGGAGGCCGCCCCCCCCGCGCCGACCGCCCUCGGCCACCAGGGGGCGACGGAGCCCGACGACAAGCAGACUCUCAAACUCUACGAAGUGCCGGCGCUGUGCUCCAGCUCUGUUCCAUAACCCCGCCCCCCCACUUCCUGUUCCAUAACCCCGCCCACCCUCCCCACUUCCUGUUCCAUAACCCCGCCCACCCUCCCCACUUCCUGUUCCAUAACCCUGCCCACCCUCCCAGCUUCCUGUUCCAUAACUCGCCCCCCAUUCUUCCUGUUCCAUAACCCCACCCCCCUCUUCCUGCUCUAUAACCCCCCCUCCCUCUUCCUGUUCUGUAACCCUGCCCCCCCCCCUUCCUGUUCCAUAACCCUGCCCCCCCUUCCUGUUCUAUAACCCCACCCCCUCCCCUCUUCCUGUUCCAUAACCGCACCCCCCCUCCCCUCUUCUUGUUCCAUAACCCCACCCCCCUCCCCUCUUCCUGUUUCAUAACAUCGCCCCCCCUCCCCACUUCCUGUUCCCAGGGCGACGGGAAGAAAAGAGGGAGAUUUUUAUUUAACUCUUCAUACUUUUUGCAUGAAAUGAAGUAUUUUUGAGGGCUCAAGUUUUACGGGGCCAUAAAAUCUUGCACAUAGGAUUUCUAUACAUUAUUAUUUUUAAAUGCAUAACCUAAGUUAUUUAGAUUUGCAUUAAAAAAGGGAUACUUUGAUUGUCCUCAUUCUAAAUUAAUGGGAAAAAAUUCUGUCAGUUUCCACUAAGAUUAAGUAAUCAAAAAUGUUCUAUUUUCUGCCAGUACAGAUAGUUUUUAUAAAAACAUACUUUUUUUCAUAAAAAUCGAUGUAUUCCUGGUUAUUUUUAUUUUAUGUACAUUACAUUGUAAUAUUCAUAUUUUUGUUGCUACUUUUGCACUACAGGUAGCUAUAUAUUCAUGUGUCUGUAUACAUGCAUAUAUACAUACAGUUGAGUAUGUAUAUUUGUGUAUAUAUAUAUAUAAAUGAUUCGGUGAUUUUGACUUUAAGCAGGAGAAACACUGGAUUCUUGUACAUACACCAUUGUGUUGGUUUUUAACGUGUACAGUACUUCAUAGGCUAAAGUCGUAACGUUAUGUAGCAUUGGAAAAAAAUUGUCGUAAAACGUGUCCCGAGUCCUGUCUGUCUGAUACUGUUGCUCCAGAUGUACAUAGUGACUAUAGUUUUAGCUUUCCUAUGAACAACUGUGUCUUCUGUAUAUAAACCAGCUUCUGUUUCUGCCUGUCCAUUAUAACCGUGUAAAUACAUAAAGAUUUUUUAAGAACCGGCGUAAA
Messenger RNA from Anguilla rostrata (American eel), 3803 nucleotides. Its product is annotated as PHD finger protein 12-like. Bases 140 to 2632 code for a protein of 830 amino acids. Gene Ontology annotation, molecular function: protein binding; transcription corepressor activity. Gene Ontology annotation, cellular component: Sin3-type complex; nucleus. The transcript is spliced from 12 exons. Gene Ontology annotation, biological process: negative regulation of transcription by RNA polymerase II. NCBI's taxonomy places the organism in Eukaryota, Metazoa, Chordata, Actinopteri, Anguilliformes, Anguillidae. The record is from RefSeq and is a predicted model, not a curated record.